Molecule: messenger RNA, 2271 nt
Organism: Aplysia californica (California sea hare)
Lineage: Eukaryota; Metazoa; Mollusca; Gastropoda; Aplysiida; Aplysiidae
Exons: 2
Coding region: 463-1773 (436 amino acids)
Source: RefSeq, a predicted model, not a curated record
CCUCCUCCUCCUCCUCCUCCUCCUAUUCUUCUUCCCCUCUCUCUUUUCGGCGGAAGAGGGGGGACGACUACACCGCCAUACAUUUUUCACUUCUCAUCCGAGAUCGAAACAGCAAAAAGCGAGGAGAGUGAGCACUUCUCACUUUUCGGCGUCCUCCUAACGUGCAAGAGUGUGAGUUUUCAUGUGAAGGGAUUUCUCCUCAGUAUUAUUGUGGAAAGGAAACCUGUGCCGUUGUGCGUGUUCAGGACGGGCCUGGGGCGGUCUCAGCUGGCUUUGUUUUCAGUUGUGGUCUGUGCUUCGGAAAGGUAAAGGAAUGAUGUGAAAGCGAGUACCGGCGCAAGGCAAACUGGGACGGAUCUUCCGACAUAAAAAUGACCGCUACUGCCUGUCUUUGUACCCUGCUCACUUCCUGCUUUCGUCUCGAUCAGUCUCUUUGACGAUUGGACCGUUCGGUUACUGACAAUGGCGGCGGACAAAGAGGGAAACGAGUACAUAAAAAAGCGACCCACUUCCGCUCCCAGGGCGGGGGAGCUGACAGCGAACAUCCCGAAAAUAGUACUCGUGGAUAAGACGGACGGCUUGUCCGGGACAACAAAGACAGAGUUAUCCCCCCACUUGUCGUCUGUUCCAGCCAAUUUGGCAACCGUCGACAUCCGUGUCAAUGAGGAGUACAGCCAGACAACGAGUGCUGGAAGUGGCCAGGACCUGGCGAAUGGACGGGGGUUGAACCCCUCGUCUUUAUCUGCGGCUGCUGAACAAUCGCGCUUCUCGUCUAAGAAAUCAGAUCACCCGCCAAUUCGGUCUUCAUCAGACAUUGGACUUCCCGCCGCAAGUAUGCCCAAUCUGGCUCUUCAGUUGGGUAUGGUGGGCGGAGGUGCGAUGGAGGGCGGAAAGGAGAAUCACUUAGGUGUAUAUUGCUCCCCAAGAACAUCCAGAAGGUCAGUUGACCUAGAUAUCAACUCUCGGGCGGAUACACAUGGCCAGUACGAGUGGAUAGAAACAUUAGACUCGUCCUCCAACUCACUGAAAGUGCUCACCGCGUCCAGCAGAGUCGGCAGCGCUCUGUCCCUCAACAGUGAAUGCACGGCAAGAAGUAUAGGGCUAUUGUCCAACGAUUCGGACUCUGACAACGACGUGUCCAUUUCUGAAAAGGACAAGCUCUCCGAUAAACCUGCUCAGCUCCGCAGAUUUAUGUCUCACCCAGAAGAAGGCACGUCUCCGGAAGUCGGCGCGAGGCCGUCACAGUCUCUCUGCAAUCUAAAAUCUGCGAAUGCGUCAAAAAGCGUUGACACUGACGUCAUAGCAGACGCGGAUUUGGACACGAUGGCGUCAUCUCUCGACAACACAACGUCAUCGCUAGACGACUUUCAAAUAAGCGUGAGUCCUGACAGUAAAAUCCCUGAACAAGGCAGUGGGACAGACACCCGCCGUCGAAACUCAGUGCCAGUCAAGACGAGCAACCCCCCGUCCCAGUCAGCUUCCAAACCCCUGAAAGACUCGUCCAUUCCGACUUCGGGUGGGAACAGCAGAGACCGCAACGCCACACGCCGCUCCAAACAACCUCGCCCUGGGUCGGACGCCAGAGACGGUGGCCCAAUCUUCUCGUUGCCUGGUGGGGACGCGAGCACCUCUGGCAGCAGUAGCAUCGGCGGGGGUCAAGGCAGGUCAAGUCAGAUGCUGUGCUAUAGGUGUGAUCAGAACGACACUUCCAGGGACGGCAGGAUCCGACAGUGGCUCCAGGAUAUGGAUAAACACAGCUAUUCCAAUGGAUAAACCCGCCAGGAGUUGUAAUAUACUGCACUGAAAAAGGAAUGGAGUAUUUUCUGUCUUUUACGUUUUGGUUGUUCAGGAAUAAGUGUUCCUUCUCUCUGCUGAAUCGUUGACUAGCUUUUGGGGAUGGGAAAACACAAAAGCUGUUUUACGAAUGAAUACACAGGUUAGUCCGUUCAGGAUCGAAAUAAACAAAAAACAAAAGGCUUAGCUGUCUUUAACGUUUGUAUUCUAUGUGCAUAAUAUUCUUUCAAUGGCUUCAUAAUGGAUAUCCCGUACAAUUAUUCUGUAAUGGGAAUCCAUAAGCUGGUUGUGCUGGGUUGAAGAUGGAGGGAAAGUUUCUUUCGUCUUAUUCCGUCUUUCAGGUCAGAUACAUCACACAAAGUCCAGAUUGGCUUUAAAAGAAAGGAUAAAAGCUGCUGGCCUCCCAGACUGUCUCAAUUGUGUUAAUAGGGACGUAAGAUAUCAACAUAAAAAGUGUUUUAUUUCUGCUGAAUCAUC